Ficedula albicollis (Collared flycatcher) is the source of this 2252-nucleotide messenger RNA. RefSeq names its product PLAG1 zinc finger (gene PLAG1). NCBI's taxonomy places the organism in Eukaryota, Metazoa, Chordata, Aves, Passeriformes, Muscicapidae. The transcript is spliced from 4 exons. Bases 328 to 1833 code for a protein of 501 amino acids. Gene Ontology annotation, molecular function: RNA polymerase II cis-regulatory region sequence-specific DNA binding; DNA-binding transcription factor activity; histone deacetylase binding. Gene Ontology annotation, biological process: cell fate commitment; regulation of transcription by RNA polymerase II. Gene Ontology annotation, cellular component: cytoplasm; nucleus. The record is from RefSeq and is a predicted model, not a curated record.
UUCCAGGCCCGCCGCGUCCAGCCCGAAAUAUGGGGAAAAAAUUACAGAAAAAUCGGAGAACACUGUAAAGGGUGGAAACGGGGCGCAGAGGGGAUGCUGAGGCUCCCGCGACCAGUAAAAAUGGGAAGUACUGGAUUCUGGUUUCCUCCAAGAAGAGUCAGCGGAACUGGUUAAGACCAAAAUCUGAGGACUUUAGUGGGCAAACAUCAGUCCCCUUUUGCUUUCUUUUACGACCACAUGAAACUUGAGAAGCCAUCUAAAGCUAAAUCAUUUAGUGGAGUUGGGCAAUUCCCAAGUGUCCAACAAGAAGGCCUGGUUUAGGCUGCGAUGGCCACUGUCAUUCCUGGUGAUUUGUCAGAAGUAAGAGAUACCCAGAAAGUCCCUUCAGGGAAACGUAAGCGUGGUGAAACCAAACCAAGAAAAAACUUUCCUUGCCAACUGUGUGACAAGGCCUUUAACAGUGUUGAGAAAUUAAAGGUUCACUCAUACUCUCACACAGGAGAGAGGCCCUACAAGUGCACACAACAAGACUGCACCAAGGCCUUUGUUUCUAAGUACAAAUUACUAAGGCAUAUGGCUACUCAUUCUCCUGAGAAAACCCACAAGUGUAAUUAUUGUGAGAAAAUGUUUCACCGAAAAGAUCACCUAAAGAAUCACCUACAUACACACAAUCCCAACAAAGAGGCCUUUAAGUGUGAAGAAUGUGGAAAGAACUACAAUACCAAGCUUGGGUUCAAACGUCACCUGGCUUUGCAUGCUGCAACAAGUGGUGACCUCACCUGUAAGGUAUGUUUGCAGACUUUUGAAAGCACAGGAGUGCUGCUGGAGCACCUAAAAACUCAUGCAGGCAAGUCAUCGGGUGGAGUGAAGGAGAAAAAGCACCAGUGUGAACACUGUGACCGUCGGUUCUACACCCGAAAGGAUGUCCGCAGACACAUGGUAGUGCACACUGGAAGAAAGGACUUCCUCUGUCAGUACUGUGCACAGAGAUUCGGGCGGAAGGACCACCUCACGCGCCACAUGAAGAAAAGUCACAACCAAGAACUUUUGAAGGUCAAAACAGAGCCAAUGGACCUUCUAGAUCCCUUUACCUGCAAUGUUUCUGUGCCUAUUAAGGAUGAGCUGCUUCCAGUGAUGUCUUUACCUUCCAGUGAACUGACAUCAAAGCCAUUUACAAACACUUUGCAAUUAAAUCUCUACAACACUCAGAUUCAGUCCAUGCAGAGUUCUGCAUCUGCACACCAAAUGGUUGCCACAUCCUUACCAUUGGGAAUGCCUUGUCCAAUAGAUAUGGAGUCUGUCCACCCUUCUCACCAGCUAUCGUUGAAAUAUCCGCUCGGUACUACCUCAUACUCAAUUUCUAUGCCUGAAAAAGAACAGCCAUUGAAAGGGGAAAUCGAAAGUUACUUAAUGGAGUUGCAAAGUGGUAUGCCUUCUUCAUCCCAGGAUUCUCAAGCAUCCUCAUCAAAACUAGGGCUGGAUCCACAAGUAGGGCCACUAGAUGAUGGGUCGGGGGAAGUUUCUCUUUCCAAGGGCUCCGUUCCUAUUAGCGAACCUCUAAACGCCCCAUCAUUGGACUUUUCUCAGCUGUUCAACUUCAUACCUGUAAAUGGCCCUCCCUACAAUCCUUCUGUUUCGGUGGGAAACCUCGGGAUGAGUUACACGCAGGAGGAGGCACAUUCUUCUAUGACUCAACUUCCACCACAAACCCAGGAUCCACAAGAUCCUAGCAAUAGUAUAGGUCUUGGGUCUCUGCACUCGUUGUCAGCAGCUUUCACAAGCAGUCUAAGCACAACCACCACCCUACCACGAUUUCAUCAAGCUUUCCAAUAGGAUGUACAAAGCUGGCUUGUUAACUGUCUAUUUGUAGAAAUGCCUUAGGUGACCAUUUUUAACUUAGUGCCUACUAUAAGACAUUAUAAAUUCUCUGCUUUUGUACAGUACCAAUCUCAUGAAGCCAGUAAGAAAUUUAAAUUAACUUUUUUUAAAUGUUUUGAAAGUGUUUAUUCUCAGCUGUGUUUACUUUGGUUUGUUGGGUUUUUUUUAACAGUCUCAUUGUAUUGUUUUCAUUUUCACUGCCAAUUUACACAUUUAAAAUGUUCAGUAGAAAGUCAUCCCAGGCAAACUCGCAACACUCAUCCCAUUUUUAAAACUUUUUCAACCACACCAGCUAUACUGUUUUAUUGAGGUCAGUGGUAGAACUGCCACUUUUACCUUUUAAUAUAUUUUACUAUUUGCAAAUAAUCCAUUUA